AUGUGGGUAUGUGUUGGCGAUGACUUUGAAGUUGUUAGGUUGAUUAAAGAAAUUAUUUAUUCUGCAACACAUGUGGAUUGUGCGAAGUUAAAAGGCGAUGAAAUACCCAGGGGUUUGCAAGAAACUUUAACUGGUCAAAAGUUUUUGCUUGUUUUAGAUGAUGUUUGGAAUGAAAAUCCAAUGAAAUGGAUGGAUCUGAGAAAUUUACUGCUAAAUGGUGCCAAUGGAAGUAAAAUUAUUGUUAGUAAACGCAGUAAAACUGUUGCCGAGAUAAUGGGCACCGUUUCCCCAAAUUUCAUAGAAUUACAAGGUCUUUCGCCUGAGGAUUCUUUAUUGUUGUUUAAAAGGUGCGCAUUUAAAGAUGGAGAAGGAAAAGAUUUUCCAAACCUCAUUAAAAUCUCCAAGGACAUUGUGGGAAAAUUUAGCUCUGAGGACUUUAGGGAGCUUACUUUUUGCAAACACAGAUGA
Messenger RNA from Pistacia vera, 468 nucleotides. Its product is annotated as putative disease resistance protein RGA4. Gene Ontology annotation, biological process: defense response to other organism. Gene Ontology annotation, molecular function: ADP binding. NCBI's taxonomy places the organism in Eukaryota, Viridiplantae, Streptophyta, Magnoliopsida, Sapindales, Anacardiaceae. The transcript has a single exon. The record is from RefSeq and is a predicted model, not a curated record. Bases 1 to 468 code for a protein of 155 amino acids.